This is a messenger RNA of Leptinotarsa decemlineata (Colorado potato beetle), 677 nucleotides long. It is a transcript of the gene AIMP3, whose product is annotated as aaRS-interacting multifunctional protein 3. The record is from RefSeq and is a predicted model, not a curated record. Gene Ontology annotation, cellular component: cytoplasm; aminoacyl-tRNA synthetase multienzyme complex; nucleus. Lineage: Eukaryota; Metazoa; Arthropoda; Insecta; Coleoptera; Chrysomelidae. Gene Ontology annotation, biological process: positive regulation of DNA damage response, signal transduction by p53 class mediator.
GUAUUUAUAUAUUGGGUGGUUGAGUGGGAAUAAGUUAAAUUAAUUAAUUCAUUAUAAUUUCUUAUAUACUUAUAUACAUAUACCAUAAAACACCCCCGAUAUUCUAUUUUUAAAUCAACUCAAUAUGGUUGGGAAUGUUCAUCAGAUUUUGGAUUCAAUAUCAUCCCUUUUGCAGGUGAAAUUUCCAAAAGAUACUUCAAAAGAUCAGUCUAAACAUGAAGUUAUUAGCACAAUUUUUGAACUUAUGAAAUCAACGGAGAAUUUGGAAUAUAUUCCAAAAAAUAGAACAGAGACUGCAGAGAUUCAGCAGUGGAUUGAAUAUGGAAUUGUAUAUGGGGCACACUUGGAAACUCAACAAAAUAUUAGUUUUAUUCUGACCGAACUGAAUAAUAUUCUUGCUACAAAGACAUACCUUGCAGCACCAAGAAUAACUGUAGCUGAUGCAUUUAUAUAUCAUGUUCUCCUGAAGACUAUGGGAUCUCUUUCAAAUCUUGAAAAGGAAAAAUUCCUGAAUGUUUGCAGAUGGUUUGAUACAGUACAAGAUAGAUUUUCAAGAAAAAAAUCUGAAUUGGUAGAUUUUAGCUCAAUUUAUUUAGCUACCUUAGUACCAGCAAGGCAUUAGGAUCUUUCUAUUGUAUAAAAAAGACUAAUAAAAAUUUAAGAUUGCUGUAAAAUAA